Molecule: messenger RNA, 585 nt
Organism: Closterium sp. Yama58-4
Lineage: Eukaryota; Viridiplantae; Streptophyta; Zygnematophyceae; Desmidiales; Closteriaceae
Source: the annotation of a GenBank genome assembly
AUGGCGUCGUGGCAGAUUUCCGUUCUCGCCCUCUGCACGCUCGCGUCACUGCUGGCGCCGGCUGCGGCGCGGCCCACCAAGGAGGAAUUCAUAGACGAAUUGAAGAAGACCCGCGACGCGCUUGCGGAUUCCAAGCUGAACAACCGAUAUUACGCCACCCACACGCUUCUUGACCACGUCAUCCCUCAACUGGCGACCGACUGGAACCCAAACGAAGAUUUUCUCAACAAAGUCGACCACAAAACUUUCAUGCUGCCCGAGGACAACGCCAUUGCCUCUUCAGCGCCGGACGCGCUCGCGAUGAUGGUGAAAACCGGCAUGAAGCGCGGCGACGUCGACCCCUUCACGAAGCUCUUUCGCGCGCAGAUGCUCGACGGCGUGUAUGAAGAGGACGACCUCGCGAAGGCGUCGAAGCUGACAGACGUGAAUGGCCGCAGCGUGGGGAAGGAUGAGAUUGUGGACGAGAAGACUAAGGUGAAAAAAGUGCGGAUUGGAAAGGGCAAGGCUAAGAUCAAGAAUUCUGGGAUUUUCAGGGGAAGGUUUCUUACCAUCCAUGGCGUCGACGCGUCGCAGCCGGAAGAGUAA